CUGGCUCGCUCACAGGGCCUCUACUUGCACGUUGGCGGGCAGGUGGCCGUUCGUGUGCCCAUUGGUGGUGUAGGUGGUGUGCUCGUUGGUGUGGGCGUAUGCAUGGCCGUUGGUGUGGGCGUACGGGGCUCGUACGCACGAGUUGGGGCCACAUGGCGGCAGCGUUUCAUUCAUGGCCUCCAAAAUGACCGCACCCAUCACGUCGAAAUCACCAUCCUGAUGAGUGAGUGCAUGAGGCGGACAGACCAGACCAGACGGGAAGAGACAAUGCGUGACAUGAGUGUGUGUAUGUUGUGCCGGCGUACGUCAAAUUGGAGAGGCAGCCGGACAUCACACGCCUUUGGAAUCAUCUCCUCCGUCGACGGCACAUUCAGAUCCGACAAAUCGCAGUAGCGCCUGCACACAAGGACACACACACACACGCAGACACAUACCAACCGAAGGAUACACUCAGCAGGUCGUUUUUCCUCCUGCCGUCUGUCUGCUGGCAUGUACCAGUUGCGGAUGUUUCUGGCGUUGUCCUUGUCGCCGAAGAUGCUGACCGGGACGCCUCGCUUGGCACAUGCACUUAGGAAGGCCUGCGUGGCCGCGGGGGUCACACACUCUCCUGCACACACACACGCAGACACGCAGAGAUACUCGUGUGCUGGGCCCUGUGUGUGUUGCCUGAGUGUGGGCGAGAGAAGAGAACAUACCGACGAGGUUGAAUUGUAUGCUGUCGCCCACGAUCGACACGGCUGGGUACUGACGCGGCACACGCACAUACGCCGAUCCGCUGACAUACGUGUCACGCCACGCAGAGAGAGACAGAGAGAGAUGGAGUAUCUCGUGUGCUUGUGUGUGUGUGGUAGUGUAGUGUAGUACCUUUCUAGUUGAGCCUGCAGUCGGUAGUAUCUUCUGUUGUAUGUCUGUAUCCGCUGCUCAAUGGUGGCGAUCUGCGGCAGCAGCACACUCGCCGCCAAGUUGCUCAUCCGCAGGCUGUAGUUGGGCGUCUGAACGCACAUUGGCCACAUGAGAACAGUUCAUUGGCUUCUCCCUCCCUCCCUCCCUCCCUCCCUCUGCUCACCUCUCUCUUGAUGCGCUCGAAAACCGCCUUCGGUGGGGCCACGAUGUGCUUCUCGUAGCUGACAGCCGACAACAAACGCACCACAUAAUCUAUUAAUGGCGAGGAAGGAAGGCAUGGCCGUCUUCGUGUGUGUGUUUGCUUACAGCUUCUCGUAGCACCCGGCGUAGCAGAUGGCCUUGGCAGCGAUGACAUCGUCGUUGGUCGCCAGAAAGCCGCCCUCGCCGGAAUUCAGCAGCUUGUAGCUCUGCGAACUGACGACGAACAAGACACACAGUGUUCAGAUGUGUGGUUGAGGGCAUCCAUCCAUCCUUUAGAGUACCUGAAGCAGGCGGCCUUUCCGAAGUUGCCCAUGAGUGUGCCGUUCCACCGCACCCCGAGUGCAUGGGCGGCGUCCUCGACGAGGGUGAUCUUGAGGCGCCGACAGACAUCCAUGACGGCACACAUGUCGGGCACCUUGCCGCGCAUGUACGUCAGACACAAAUACCUAAUGAAUGAAGGCAUCAAGCAGAGAGAAAACCAAACCCCCGACACAUCACAUCGUCUGGGUGACCCCCUCCUCUCCUGCCAUCUUAUCUCACCGUGCAUUGUGCAUUUUGGCUUUUCUCUCGAGGUCAGUGGGGUCGAUGACAUAGUGGUCGGUGCAGUCGACGAACACCGGCCUGGCGCCGCAGUGCUCCACCGCACUCGGCACGGCCGUGAAGGAAAACCCGUUGCACAACACCACGUCGUUGGACUGCACACCCACACACUGACACCACACAACACGGCAACACACACAGGAGGGUGUGUCCAUCCAUGGUUAUAGAAUGAAUGCAGUGGAUCGUAUGGCCCACCUUGAGAGCGAGGAAGAUAGCGCUGCCGCAGCUGUUGACGCCGACGGCAUACUUGAGGCCGACGUACUUGGCGAACUCCCGCUCGCACAACGAGACAUCACUCUGGUUGUCGCUGUGGUUGUAGCGGUACAUGCGGCCCUCUGACAUGAUCGCCUGCAUACACACACAGACACAACAGGCGACAUAGAUGAGAUGGCGCACCCAGUCCCGCAAGUAAGCACAUCACAGAUCUGUGCCUCGCUGCCUGUCUGGUGCCCCUGCGUGUGCCUUAUCGCGUGUGUCUGUGUCCUUUCACUGACCACGGCCCGUUGGAUGCCCUCCUGCGGCACCGGGUCGGGCGUCUUGAUGUCUUUGCUGAAGUGCAGCACCAUCGGAAUAGACCCCCGACACGCAGAUCAGGCAGAUGCCGUAGGAGAGGAAGGCAGUGCAGAGCUCAGGAUGGCACUUGAGUUGCGGAGAUAGGAAAAUUUUGCAGACCCGGC
Molecule: messenger RNA, 2381 nt
Organism: Vitrella brassicaformis
Lineage: Eukaryota; Vitrellaceae
Source: the annotation of a GenBank genome assembly